Molecule: messenger RNA, 1005 nt
Organism: Pyricularia oryzae 70-15
Lineage: Eukaryota; Fungi; Ascomycota; Sordariomycetes; Magnaporthales; Pyriculariaceae
Exons: 4
Coding region: 181-858 (225 amino acids)
Molecular function (GO): protein binding
Source: RefSeq, a predicted model, not a curated record
GUCCCGACUCGGCCUGGCCCUGCGGCAAAGCCUGCGGCGUGCUCUGCGGGCGCGCGCGGCGGUUUGAGACCUCUGGUGAGGCCAUGACGACCAGCGCCCGGAGGGCGAAAAUUCUUCAGCUGUUAAGCUUAUUGGUGUGUUUGGGUGUGAAUCGCUAACAAAGGUGGGUCUGACCCAUGAAUGGUGGAGGAUGCUUGGCGCAUCCUGGCUCUGGCGAGGACUGGGGGGUUCGAGAGCCAGGUUGAGGAUGUUUUGCGGACAAACAUCUUUGGGGUGGAUGUGGGUGGUGCUUUCCACAUGGGCUUGUUUGUCGAGGGGUCGAGGGUGAAUCACAACUGCCGGCCAAACGUCUACUGGGAAUACGACACCAAAACAAUGGCCCAAGAGGUGGUGGCGCUCCGAGAUAUAGAACAGGGAGAAGAGCUCACGCACAGCUACGUCACCCUGGGUGGCUCCAGGAGCCAAAGACGCGAGGAGCUCGAGGCGUGGGGCUUCGAAUGCAAAUGCGCCCUCUGCUCCGCAUCUCCCCAAGAGGUCGGGCUCUCCGACAGGCGACGCGAGAUGCUCAACGAUCUCGGCAUCAGGCUGAGGGAGGCGAAAGACCUGAGCCCGGAAGAGGUCGCCGUGCUGGUGGACCAGAUGGGGGCGCUGAUCGAGCUGGAGCAGCUGCACCCGCAGGUGGUCGUCUACUACACCCUAGCAGCCCGGGCUUUCCUCGCGGCUGGAGACAGGGCCAGGGCCAGGGAUUUUGUGAGACUGGCGGAGGAGGCGUGGGUGCGGUUUCAGGGUGAGGAGCAUGAGAAUGUCGAGGGGAUCGAGGAGCUGUGGAGGCAGGUUGGGGGGGAAAGAGGAGUGUGAUGGCGCGUUUUGUAUGGAAAUUCAAGAUUAGUGCUUUGGCACUUUACCUGGUCGAGAUUGCAAUUAAAGUGCACCUUUUCGCUCGGGAAAGAUUUACUGGCUUAGAUUUAAAGACUCUCGUCCAAACUAAAAGUCUUUUUCAUAAAC